CUGAAUUUACUGCAGCUCUGUGUUUAACCCCAUUUUGGUUAAGCUUCCACCCCAUAAUGCUGGUACAUGCUAAGCUUCCUACUGCAAUUAAAAGCAGAACCCCCCACCAAACUUUCUCAAUUAUAUAUCCACAUUUUCCAUUAUUCCAUUAAAUAAAUCUGAAACUAGUAUUUAGAUUCCUUCUCCCACCAAUCUAUCAUUCCCGUCCAGUUGUGAGCUUGCUAGAACCUUAUACCAGACACAAAACAAUAUGGCAAACUUGUACAUUCCUUGGAUUUUCUUAGUUCAAACACUAACACUAUUUGCCAAAUGCAGAGGUAAAGUUCCAGCAGUCAUAGUGUUUGGAGAUUCUUCUGUUGACUCAGGUAACAACAACUUCAUUCCAACAAUUGCCAGGAGCAACUUUCAGCCUUAUGGUCAAGAUUUUCCGGGAGGCCAACCCACGGGGCGGUUCUGCAACGGCCGAAUUCCUUCUGACCUCAUCUCUGAUGGUCUAGGCCUUAAGCCAACCAUACCUGCCUACUUGGAUCCAAUUUAUAACAUAUCAGAUUUUGCUACUGGUGUUUGCUUUGCUUCUGCAGGAACCGGCUAUGAUAACACAACUUCUGAUGUUGCUCGUGUGAUUCCACUGUGGAAGGAAGUAGAAUACUACGAGGAAUACCAGAAGAAAUUAAAAGCCUAUCUUGGAAAUAAGAAGGCAAAAAAAUUACUAAGUGAUGCUUUAUAUUUGAUUAGCAUAGGAACAAAUGACUUCCUUGAAAACUACUAUACAUUACCGGACCGACAAUCCCAGUUCACCGUGAAGCAGUACGAGAACUUCCUGAUCAAUCUUGCAGCAGAUUUUGUGAAGAAACUAUAUGCUCUUGGGGCUCGGAGGAUGUCCCUAGCAGGGCUUCCUCCAAUGGGGUGUUUGCCAUUGGAAAGGACCACAAAUAUCAUGGGACUGCAUGCAUGUGUGGAGGAACGCAACAAUGUGGCUUUGGAGUUUAAUCGGAAGUUGAAGGGUAUGGUGGCAAAGCUGAACAAGCAGCUUCCGGGGCUUGAGGCGGUAUAUGGAGAUGUUUAUUACAUUUUCUUGCAAAUCAUAACAAGGCCUUCUGUUUUUGGAUUGGAGGAAGCAAGAGUGGGAUGCUGUGGCACGGGGAGAUUUGAGAUGAGUUUCCUAUGUAAUCCACAUAAUCCCUUUACGUGCCAAGACGCAAAUAAGUACGUAUUUUGGGAUGCCUUCCAUCCUUCAGAGAAAACCAAUCAAAUCAUCUCAGAUAAUGCUCUUAAAACUUAUUUAGCAAAGUUUCUUUGAUGUUGUAAAAUGUAAUGUGUAACAUUGAAGCAAAUACAACGGGAACUCCCUUGUUAGUGGAAUGAAAUUUCUAAGACGACCAAACAUCAAAGUUUGAAGGUUCCCCUUCAUCUCUCUAUUUCUUAGUCAUCCACACUUGGGAACUCAGAGGAUGUUUACAUAGGUUGGGAAGAUCUUGCCACUUUCCAAAUUAUUUGGAGUGAACGAUGAACAGAUAGAAUGAACAACGAACAGAAAUAAAGCUAUUGCAGACUCGAAGCAAAACAUUUACCAAAAAGAAGCAAAAAUAAUCAGCCCCGACUCUGCAUCCUAGCUAUCCUUCCAUGCAGUUAGUUACCCAUCUCUACACCAAUCUCAUUUCCACAAGUCAAAGACUAAUAGGUUAAAGUUGCCCCGUUGCAGCUUCGUUACAGCAGCGAAAGCUGUACCUGGAAAUUUGAGGCUCAUAUUUACACCUGAGAUCUAGAAGGUUCAGAAUCUUCCUUACCCCUGACUUCUUGUCUUCUCCUCUGUGAAUGCUGAUGCUCCGACCAUUCAACCCCUCCCCCUCCUGAUACUUCACAUAUGAUCCAAACCACUCAUACAUCCAAAGCUACCUC
Messenger RNA from Prunus persica (peach), 1899 nucleotides. Its product is annotated as GDSL esterase/lipase At2g42990. The record is from RefSeq and is a predicted model, not a curated record. Bases 251 to 1300 code for a protein of 349 amino acids. Gene Ontology annotation, molecular function: hydrolase activity, acting on ester bonds. The transcript has 3 exons. NCBI's taxonomy places the organism in Eukaryota, Viridiplantae, Streptophyta, Magnoliopsida, Rosales, Rosaceae.